AUGUCAGAAAAUAUCAGACAUGAUGAGGAGUGGCUGCCGUUUGGCACUUUGGGAAGCAUCACUGGCAAGGAAUCCAUGGAAGGCCAUCUCCCUGACUGGCUCGAAGAGGGCACAGAGCCCUCUCUACGUGACUCCGAGGAUGACGUGCCACCCAUGCCUGCAGUCACACAGAUAUCCUUGCAGGGAGUAGGGCCAGGCUCUAUCACUGCCAGAACCUCACCCAUCAUCCUGACUUCUACUGAUGGGACCCCUCCUUCUGGUUCUUUCAGCAGCCAGGAUGGGCCCAAGGGAACUUAUAUGGAUCUGGAUCAGUUUUAUGCAGAUAUCAAUGAAGAAAAGGAAAAUGAGGAAGAGGAAGAGGAGGAAAGUGAGAGUGAGGAGAUCGAGGAAGAGAAGAGCGAGGAUGAUGAGGAAUCUGAUAGCGAGGAUAACGUCGAUGAGAACAACAGAGAAGACAAUGACGACGGCUGA
Laetiporus sulphureus 93-53 is the source of this 471-nucleotide messenger RNA. RefSeq lists its product as uncharacterized. The transcript has 2 exons. Bases 1 to 471 code for a protein of 156 amino acids. The record is from RefSeq and is a predicted model, not a curated record. NCBI's taxonomy places the organism in Eukaryota, Fungi, Basidiomycota, Agaricomycetes, Polyporales, Laetiporaceae.